Molecule: messenger RNA, 2169 nt
Organism: Naegleria gruberi
Lineage: Eukaryota; Heterolobosea; Eutetramitea; Acrasida; Naegleriidae
Exons: 3
Coding region: 1-2169 (722 amino acids)
Source: RefSeq, a predicted model, not a curated record
AUGUCAUACGGUCGAUCUAAGAAGAAGAGUAUUUUCGGAGGCUUUUUUAAAAGUAAUGACAAUGAAGUAAAUUUGGAAGAUUAUGCUCUCAGUCAAUGGACUACGCAAAUGGUAGUUUCUUGGUUAAAAGACCAAGGACAUGAUAAGAAGGUUUACAAAAUAUUUGAAAAGAACAAAAUAACAGGAGCUUUCUUUUGUCAAAAUGUAACCAAAGCAGAUAUCAUCCGUUUAGGAUUUACACCUGGAAUGUCAAUCACACUUCACAAUCAAAUUGAAAAAUUAAUUGAAAGAAUGAAAUCCAUCAAUCCCUAUAAUGUAAUUCUCAGUAGUAGACCACAUCAUCCAAGUAAUACUACAAAUAAUCAGAGUUCAAAUAGUAUUGCUAGUUCAAGUUCUUUGAGUUUAUCUUCUAGAAAUAGUAUGAAAUAUGAUGGUGCUGCUUUGGCACAAUUGAGUGGAUUGAAUGGAGUUGAUCCAAAGGAUUCGAAUAAUGUGUUAUUGACACCACCUCGUCCAAGUUUAGUUUCGAAAGGUUCGACAGGAAGUAUUAUGGCACUCACAACACAAACUUCACCACUCAAUAUUUCACAAUCAUCUCCAGGAUUUUCUGAAAAGGAUAUUCCAAUGUUUGCUCAUCAUCAACGUAAAUUUUCAAUGGCAAUUCAAAAUCAAGGUCCAUUAACAUCAACAAAUGGUGAAGAGAAUGUGUUUGUUGAACCUGCUUAUUCUUCAACUGGAGCAUUGUCAAUUGCAGAUAUUGAAAUUGAGGAUGAUUACUUUUUGAAAAUGGAAAUGGAAUCAUUUACUGUGGGUAGCAAACAAGAAGAAGAGAAGGAACUUCAAGAAUUCCUUUCUGAACCAACUGUUGCCGGUGAAAAUACUCCAUCAGUUGUCGAUCAAACUCCAUCCUCUCCUGGAACUAAUAGUCCAACAAGUGGAAACUCAUCACCAAUUAGUACAACUAGCACCAGUAGUGUUGCAAAUAAUAGUUCCAGUAAUAAUAUCAUUUCAUCGGCAUCUUCACCAACAACCAAUUCAAAAUACUUGUUGGUUCCUGUUGCUCCAAUGGAGAAAGUUCCAGAAGAAUAUGCAGCUGCCUAUGAAUUUUGCCUGACCAAUCUGAGAUUACUUCCAUUUGAAGUGAAUAAUAUCAAAGCAGUAGCUCAGGAUUUGGUUAUUCCAGAAAGAUUCAUGUUUAAAUAUUGUAAUAUCAAACAUUAUAUGCCAGAUGAUGAUGAAGACGAAACUGGUUCUGAAAGAGCAUCAGUUGUCAGAACAAUGACCAAGACUUUUUUGAAAGUACAAUUUGUUAUCAAUGCUACAGAUCGUGGUGUUUGGUUUAAAAUGCAGAGACAAUAUAAGAAUCAACUGAAAGGAUACAAACCACACAAAUUCGGAUCUUUCUAUCCAGCUCUUUUAAUUGGACCAUUCCUUUUCGAAUAUACAUCACAUGGUUUUGCAUUGGUGAGAAUUUCCAAAUCAAAGAGAGUUGUAGGUCAUGAAAUCACAACAAUUACAGGUGCUGAUAAGGUGAAGGAAUUACUUCAAAAGGUUUCACAGGUGUGCUGUGAAUUCAAUGGUUCACGAAAGUUUGACAUUCAAAAGAAUAAUCCAAUGAGCUUUGUCUAUGCAGUUUUGGAUAAACUCAAAAUUAGAAAAUCAAUUGAAAAUCACUUAGGAAAAGGUUGCAUCAAAGCUUUCAUUCAAAAUUUGGAAAAAUUUGGAUAUUACAGCAUGACACUCAAUUUACCAAAACAAUUAGCAACCUUGUUAGGAAAGGAAGAAUAUAUCAUUGACAGCCAUAAGGACUUGGAUGAACUUCAUAUUAAUAUUCAAACUAACUUCCCAGAGUACUUUGAUGUUGAAGGUAAAAUGGAUGAAACUCUCUUACAAUCAUUUGACAUUUCAUUCUGGUAUCUCCAUCAUGAAAAUAAGACAGUUGAAGAUUUCAAACCUGCAUAUUCUGGAAAAAUCUGUAAGUGUCCAUUCAACAUGUUAGAAAAGCACCCAAUUGAUAUGAUUGAAAGCGUAUCAAAGUCCAAUUACCGAGGUGCCAAACAUCAUAUGCAAAAUGUUCUGCCAACGAGACCAGCUUAUGGGCUCGCCUCUGUGUCUUCAUCUGCUAACUUGACUGAAAUGGGAUCACCAACAAGUGAAACCAAGUGUUGA